AUGGGAGAAAAGUCUUAUGUGAAGCUUACAAGGGAGCAAGAAGCCUCGUUACAAGAUGUCACUCCUGGAGAGCUCAAUCAACCUAUCGAUAUUCACGAGUUGCAUGCUCGUAGAUGCCCAGAAUGUGGGCAGAGUUUACCGGCAUCAUAUGAAUCACCUGCCGAUGAAGAUUGGUCAACUGGAAUAUUUAGCUGUGCCGAUGAUCCUGAUAGUUGCAUGACUGGAUUGUUUUGUCCAUGUGUUUUGUUUGGGCGGAACAUAGAGAACUUGAACGAUGAGAUCCCCUCCAACAAUGCAUGUAUGUGUCACGUGUUAUGUGUAGAAGGUGGCAUGGCUCUUGCUACAAUCAUUGCAUUCGUCCCUGGAAUAGACCCGAGUACAUCGUGUCUGAUUACUGAGGGCCUUUUCUUCGCUUGGUGGAUGUGCGGUAUUUAUACCGGCAUGGCACGACAGUCGCUUCAACGUAAAUAUCACCUAAAGGAUUCGCCUUGUGAUCCUUGUGGGGUGCACUGUUGCUUGCACUGGUGUGCAAUAUGCCAGGAGCACCGCGAGAUGAAGAUGCAUUUAGCUGCAAACGUCGAAGAUACCCUGGUGAGUCCGCCUCGUAUUCAAGAGAUGAAGGCCAUCGAACAGAACAAGACGAAUGCCGAGUCCACCUCUUCGUCUUCAUCUUAUUCUUCCUCUCCUCAAAGAAACAGCGAAGAUGAUACGAGUAUGGAGCUUCAAGUCAUUGAAAGAUGA
Molecule: messenger RNA, 741 nt
Organism: Cynara cardunculus var. scolymus (artichoke)
Lineage: Eukaryota; Viridiplantae; Streptophyta; Magnoliopsida; Asterales; Asteraceae
Product: cell number regulator 6-like
Exons: 4
Coding region: 1-741 (246 amino acids)
Source: RefSeq, a predicted model, not a curated record